AUGGGAUCCUUGCCACAUAGAGCAGCCGCCACGGCAAUCUUCUGCGCGGACUGCGAUUCCGACGGUUCGAGUGAGAAACGUCUGCUGAAUACCGGGGGCUCUCCCCCUCCCUCCCUCAAGGUCGCAGUGAGCUCUCCCCAGAGCGGCGACCUGAAGUUUAGAUCCCGGAGAGGGAUGGAGUCCAAGGGGAAACCCUUCUCGAAGCUUGUCACAGGGGACAACGGAUACGUGCUCGAAGAUGUACCGCACUUAAUGGAUUACAUUGCAGAUCUCCAUGUAAGUUUUGGAUGCAAUUUUCUCAUGAUCCUUCCUGCGCUAGUCGAUUCUGUUUUGCUUUCGUUUUUGGCGCAGUUUCUCGGUAUGCUGCUUGCUAGAUGGCUUAGCUUUGAACCGAGAUGUGGAAUCGUGUGUGCAUUCCAAUGGCUGUUUCUUGUAUCUUAAUUCAUUGAAAUAGAUGUUGUCAUCCUUCGAAACCUUCGUCGUAUUGCACCCGUCAUUGAUAUUUAUCUAGUUCUAAUAGGGGCCAUCGUUACUUUCUUUUUUGUCCGCCGUUUGCUCUUUGUGGUUCAGUUUCGAUGUUGAACCUAACAGCAUAGCUUGACCAAGAGAGACAGUAUUUCAGUGUUUUUUCCUGCUUUCGUGGCAAUUGUCCAUCACGAAUGCCCCGUUAUUUUUUUAAUCCUUUAUUAACACCAAGACUUCCGUUCUGCUAAAUUUCCUUGAGGAAUUCUACUUAUUUACAUUUUGUUCCGCAGGCCCAUCCAAACCCAUUGCAAAGUAAUCCAUCCUAUUCAGUUGUGAAGUAAGGCUAUUUCUAUUGCUUAAUUCUUUCAGCUUUGUUCAACAAACUUGCGCUGACUUAUUCUUAGCAAUUACUUCAUGCUUCAAUGACUAACUGGUUAAGUCGUGCGUUUGACAGGCAGUACUUCGUCAAUGAUGACGAUAGCGUCGCUCAGAAGGUAGAUACUUAUGCUAAUUUUUAUACGUCUAUAAUCGGGGAAUCAAAUUUGGAUUAAUACCAACUUUAUAGUAAUUUUCUGCUUAUAUUUUCCGGGUACAUAUACUGUACUUUUACACCCUUAAUAUCCACACCAAGGAUUUUUGGACCCUUACAUAAAAAUCGUAACUUUCAUGUCACUGAACAUUUGAAAUUACGCUUUUGGAGAUUGAUUUCUGAUUGGCUGUUUAAUGAAAAAAAAAAUUCAAUGCCGAAACUUAUGGCGGGAAACGCUGAAGUCAUGAGCAUCUGUGUAUUGAUUUAUUGUGCGUUGUUAUCCAUUGAUUUGUUGUGCUCUGCACCUUUCUUUACAGAUUGUGGUUCACAUAUCCAGCCCGAGAGGGACUCACUUCAGGCGUGCUGGUCCACGGCAGAAGGUGCAUUUCUAGUAUUUUGGUGCUGGAAAACGUAUUUUUCUUGUAAACUUAUUCCUUUGUUCUUUCUAUUAGGUGUACUUCGAAUCAGAUGAAGUUCAUGCUUGCAUUGUCACAUGUGGUGGCCUGUGCCCUGGACUUAACACCGUGAUCAGGGAAAUAGUUUGUGGACUAUCCUACAUGUACGGCGUGCACAAAGUUCUGGGAAUAGAGGUGAGCAGUUCGUUUUGGUCCAGUGUACCACACAUUACUUUUAUAAAAUUUUCAUGUUCAUCCGGAAGUUGGGAAAUUUACGUUAGCAGAGCCAUUAUAUUGCCUGUCCUUGAGGAUAUGACUUUCUAAGCCGUUUAUUGGGUAACCUCUAAGGGUUUAGAACGCAGUUAGUCUUUUGAAAAUGGCCAAAUGAUGAAACUUCCAAGCACCUGAUACAUUUAAUCCUUCCAAAAUUAGAUGAAAAACAGAGAUGAAAUAUAAGUUACAGUUUACUCAAGAGAAAGAUAUAAGAAAAGUGUGAAAGAUUUUUACCAGAUUUUGAUGCUACGUUUCUAUUUAAAAUCAUCAACAUCAUUUCAUUACGAUUCAUCACAUGUAAUUAUCCUCCCUGAUGUUGACCAAGAAAGAAUCGACAGAAGGGUGGCUUAUGGUACGUGAUCUUUGCACCAAAAAAGUCUUCAAAUUAGUUAGUUUCUGGGUUCUAAAUGUCCAAGUGAAAAAUUAAUUUAUUUAAAUAUACUCUAGGUUUCUUUGCGAUAUGGGCCAGGAGCCCUUCCCAGAAGUAUUACUAAACCGCAGUGUGACGAAUAAUAUGUUGUAUGCCACAGAAAUAUUUACGAGUUCUUCGUAUCUUUUGGGUGAAUCAGAAUAUUAGAAAUUCAAUUGACUCUGUGUUUUCUUCGUUUUCUUCUUAUUAUUACUAAAUAAUUGAGAUAAAUGGGCAGAAUGGUGCCUUCUGGUUUGCCUUCGCACCAUCUUCGCUAUGUAUGCGAUAUAUAAUUUUCUUGUCGAUGGGCUACCGUCCAAGUCACGGCCUUGGUUAACAGGCUAGCAUUAUGAAGGUUCUAUGCUUUGUCAUCCUUGGCUCUCAUUUCGUUUCCCUUUUUGAAUUAGUCAAUAAAAAAGAGAUAUGUCAUGUCCCCCAGCACAAUGACUGACACUGUACCUAAAGAAGAAAAAGGUACAGGUUGGAUUAGGUCGAAGUCAACUUGUUUUGACUGGGUAUGUGGGCUAUGGUUAUGGAACCGGUAUUGAAAUUCUAUGUGUAUUGUGUUAAACUAGAGAACUGUAGCUCUUACAGCAGCAGCAGCAGCAGCAGCAGCAGCUUUGCUUUCCAAUUUCAUUGUAUGUAAAAUGCUUUGACGAUUCUUUAUCAUUUUUAAUGUUCUUCUUUACUAUUUUCCAUCUUAGUGAAGAAAUCAGAUGUUAAAAGUCGUGUACGAUACUUAUAGGAUUUAUGGCACGUGUAGGGAGGAUACAGGGGCUUUUAUGCGCGCAACACCAUUACGUUAACACCUAAAUCUGUCAAUGAUAUCCACAAACGAGGGGGCACAGUCCUUGGCACGUCACGAGGUGGCCAUGAUACCAUGAAGAUAGUGGAUAGUAUUCAAGAUCGUGGGAUAAACCAGGUAAAUGUAGUGUGAACAAUAUACCAUUUUCCCCAUUUUCUCUUAUUCAUGAGAAAAAUAAUUUACAUAUUUUUAUUUAUUCCGCCUUUCAGGUCUAUAUAAUUGGAGGUGAUGGGACACAGAAAGGGGCAUCAGUAAUCUUCGAGGUAGCCAUGCUUACAAGGGACUUUUAAAAAAAGAAAAAUUGAAAGAAAAAUGUCGUUGGAAGAUAGAAAUGACCUCUGUUCCAAGCCUCUGUGUUUAUUUAUUUUUGUUUAUUUAUUUUAUUUUUCUCUGGCCACACAGGAAAUUGAAAGACGUGGCCUGAAGGUUUCUGUUGUUGGAAUCCCCAAGACCAUUGAUAAUGACAUCACGGUACUUGAAAGAAUACUUAUGAUACUUACUAUCCAUGGGAACUACUUGUACUUAAUCAGUAUCUUGCAGUCUAUUUCCAUUUCAUUACUUUUUUUCAUUCACUUUUACAGGUUAUUGACAAGUCCUUUGGUUUUGAUACCGCCGUUGAAGAGGCCCAGCGAGCCAUUAAUGCCGCACAUGUUGAAGCUGAAAGUACCGAGAAUGGGAUAGGUGUUGUGAAACUGAUGGGCCGCGACAGUGGUGAGUUUCGUAUCUCAUCUGUCUGACUUAUUGUUAGCAUCGUGAUCAUCACAUAGUUCUCUCGCUGACAUCUUUGCCGAAACCUACCUUCAGCCUCAAUAUGAGUCAACCCCCCUCUUGGUUUUUCUUGGUUGACAUGGGUUUUGACAAUUUUUUAUAAUCUUAUUAUCUAUAACUUUCGAACCUUUUGAAUUCUUUUUUCUGCAAUUAGAAAAUGGAGUGUGGAUUUUUGGUUUUCUAGAGAGAGAAAGAGAGAAUGCAGAGAGAUUUGACUUUAAUUUCUCGCCCCCUCUUUUUUUUUGUCUCCAGGGUUUAUUGCAAUGUAUGCUACUCUUGCCAGCCGAGACGUGGUAUGCUUUUCGUUAUUUAUCUCCGGCCAAUCAACCAGAUUAAUAAUAUAAUAAGAAGAAAAACUCGUGCUUUCCGCAGGACUGCUGCUUGAUUCCAGAAUCACCCUUUUACUUGGAAGGGCCGGGAGGGCUUUUCGAGUUCAUAGAGAGACGGAUCAAGGAAAACGGCCACAUGGUCCUCGUUGUGGCGGAGGGCGCAGGCCAGGAUCUCGUAUCUGAGAGCAUGCGGUCAACGGAUGUGAAGGAUCCUUCUGGGAAUAAGCUCCUCCAUGACGUCGGACUCUGGCUUUCCCACAAGAUAAAGGUCAACUCGAACCCAUCCCCUCCCCAGUGAUCUACAUCAGUUGACUUUUUUUCUAUUCAAUUUCUUUUAUAUAAUACUCCCUCUCUGCAGGAACACUUCGCUAAGAAGCCCAAUAUCUUCAUAAACCUGAAAUACAUAGGUUCACACCCCCCGCUUUUUAUUAUUAUUAUUAAAAAUAUAUAUCAUUAAAUGAGGGGGUAAUUCUGUGAAUAAUUCUGCCGCAGAUCCAACGUACAUGGUCCGGGCGGUUCCAGGCAACGCAUCCGACAACGUGUACUGCACGCUGCUGGCUCACAGCGCCAUCCACGGCGCGAUGGCGGGCUACACGGGCUUCACCGUGGGGCCCGUAAAUGGGAGGCACGCUUACAUACCCUUCUACGUAAGUUCUUUUCUUUUUCCGUUCAAUAGCCGAAAGUUUGGCUACGGGCGUCUCACAGCAUGGGCCUAGCCACCGCAGGCCCAUACUAGCCCACCAAUCAGUUCCCUUAAUAACGGCCCACAGUGAAUUUAUUUUAUUUUAUUUUAUUUUUUAACUGAUUUGGCAGAGGGUGACCGAGGGUCAGAAGAAGGUGGUGAUCACCGAUAGGAUGUGGGCCAGGUUGCUCUCCUCCACGAAUCAGCCGAGCUUCCUCAUUCCCUAG
Messenger RNA from Spirodela intermedia, 4882 nucleotides. Lineage: Eukaryota; Viridiplantae; Streptophyta; Magnoliopsida; Alismatales; Araceae. The record is from the annotation of a GenBank genome assembly.